ACUGAACUUCUACGUCCAAACCACCGGCGACUUCCACCCAUCACACCUCUAGCAAUUCUUCCUUCUUCCCAUCUACCCAUAUAUACACACAAACUCUGUUAUUCUUGGUUGUGAUAUGACCACGUAUGUUAUGAUGGGUGUGAGCUCCAGCAGAUGUUCCCAUACCUCCCACAUCACAGAGAUCAUUAUCACCAGCUUCUUCCGUCACAAGCUUUAAACCCCAGAGAUCUAUUGAAAGGUAAAAGAGGAAAAAUAUAUUGUGUUAAUGGCAGUUGAUUGAAACCCAUCUCUGUUCUCUAAGAGUUUUGCCGCUAUGGCGGGUCAGAGGUGGCUAUAUGGCGGUGGUUCCAAUAUGAAUAGUGUUUUCCUUCAAAAUCAAAGGGUUCCUUGUUCUUCUUCUCUGCCGCUUGAUUCUCUUUUGAUUCCUGGGUCUACCUCUUCUUUUUCUGGACCAAGAUCCAUGUUCAGUUUUAAAGAUGUUAAUGGAGGAAACAGAUCAAGGAGGUCAUGCUUUUGCCCAUUUGAUCCAGAUGACAAUGGAGAUGAGGACUUGGAUGAGUUCCUCCAUCACCCUGAAAAGAAGAGGCGGCUUACAGUCGACCAAGUCCAAUUUCUUGAGAAGAGUUUUGAGGUGGAGAACAAGCUUGAACCAGAGAGGAAAAUUCAACUUGCAAAGGAAAUUGGCUUGCAGCCUCGACAGGUUGCAGUAUGGUUUCAAAAUCGCAAGGCACGAUGGAAGACUAAACAUUUAGAGAAGGAAUAUGAGGCAUUGCAAGCUAACUUUAACAGCCUCAAGGCUGACUAUUAUUGCCUUCUCAAGGACAAGGAGAAACUAAAAGCUGAGGUUCUUCACCUCACAGACAGACUGCUUCUCAAAGAGAAAGUGCAGGAAAACUUGGAAUCAUCUGAUACCACAAAGCUAUCUGAAGCACCACCAAAAGAAUCCAUUGCCGAUUUGAUUUCUGAGGAUGACGUAUCUAAAGUCUCACUUGUGGCUUGCAAGCAGGAAGAUUACUCAGCAAAAAGUGAUGUGUUAGAUUCAGACAGCCCACAUUACAUUGAUGGGGGUCACUACCCUGUAUUUGAACUAGGUGAUUCGUCACACAUUUUUGCACCUGACCAGUCCGAUCAAUCUCAAGAGGAAGAAGAUAACUGGAACAAGAGGUUGUUGCCUCCUCCAGCAUAUGCGUUUCCAAUGAUUGAAGUGGCAUAUUCUGACUUGUCUGCAAAUUCUUGUUAUUUUGGAUUCGAAGUUGAACAUCAGGCCUCCAGUUUCUGGUCUUACUAAGUCAGUGCUGGUAUAUAUCUUUCCGUGCCUUUCGUGUCCUUGUUGAUUUAAGUAUGCUACAGUUGUAACUAUGUACAAGAAAUAAACCCAAUCUUAGCACUUCCAAUCAACUUGUGGUGGUGGUGUUGUAGUCGUGAUUGAAAAUGUUGGUUUUUUCCCUUUUGUAAUUUUGUCUUCAAUGUGGCUUUGUAUGUUAAUUGUACUCGUUUUGUAUAAUAUGUAACUUUAUCCUUAGAAAAGCUUAUGGGAAAUUCACAUGCGC
Ilex paraguariensis (yerba mate) is the source of this 1550-nucleotide messenger RNA. The record is from the annotation of a GenBank genome assembly. Lineage: Eukaryota; Viridiplantae; Streptophyta; Magnoliopsida; Aquifoliales; Aquifoliaceae.